GUAGCCGGGUUGAAGAAGCAAUUUCACAAAGCAAGUCAGCUAUUGAGUGAGAAGAUAAUUGGGGCUGAGGGAACAAAGCUGGAUGAAGAAUUUCAAAAAAUGGAAAGGAGAAUUGAUGUGACCCACAAAAUGGUUCUUGAACUUGUGCCCAAAACCACAGAGUACCUCCAGCCAAACCCAGCAUAUAGACCCAAACUGGGCAUGCUCAACACAGUGUCCAGGAUCCGUGGGCAGGUGAAGGCUGUGGGGUACCCCCAGACUGAGGGAAUGCUGGGAGACUGCAUGUUGCACUACGGCAGAGAACUGGGAGUCGGCUCUGCCUUUGGAUGUGCACUGGCGGACAUUGGGGAAGCCUUGAAACAGAUGGCCAUAGCCAGAGAUUCCCUGGACAUCAGUGUGAAGAACAACUUCAUCGACCCACUGCAGGCACUCCAGGACAAAGAGUUGAGGGAAAUAGGGUACCACCUAAGAAAACUUGAAGGUCGUCGGCUAGACUUUGACUACAAAAAGGAGAUAACCCAUGAUUGUGAGGUUUUCCUAGACCAGCCUUGCUGCCGGGCGCUCUACCGCUUUGUGGCUGAGAAUGAAGGAGAGCUGGGCUUCAAGGAGGGCGACCUCAUCAUCCUCACCAACCAGAUUGAUGACAACUGGUAUGAGGGCAUGAUCAGCGGGGAGUCUGGCUUUUUUCCCAUCAGCUACGUCAAUGUCCUUGUGCCUUUGCCACAGUCAUACCAGGGUAGCACCACAAGCUAUGGGGGCCGGCUAUGA
Salvelinus namaycush (lake trout) is the source of this 768-nucleotide messenger RNA. RefSeq names its product SH3-domain GRB2-like 3b (gene sh3gl3b). Gene Ontology annotation, molecular function: protein binding. The transcript is spliced from 7 exons. Gene Ontology annotation, cellular component: presynapse; cytoplasm; glutamatergic synapse. Gene Ontology annotation, biological process: synaptic vesicle uncoating. NCBI's taxonomy places the organism in Eukaryota, Metazoa, Chordata, Actinopteri, Salmoniformes, Salmonidae. The coding region runs from base 100 to 768 and encodes 222 amino acids. The record is from RefSeq and is a predicted model, not a curated record.